UUCUAUACUCGUCUGUUUUCUUUGGUCCAGUACUCCUAGUAACCGUAACCUGAAUUGAAACUUUUCAAUUCGGUUGAUUCGGUUGUGUGUAAUCGAAUUUGUACGGUAUGGCUGAUAUGGGUUUAAGUUUAGAUGACAUUAUUAAAAAGUCGAAGUCAUCGGGAAUGAGAGGCAGAGGAGGAAUUCGCAGGGGACUCAACAGAGGCUCACGUGCGAAUGGCCAUAUGAGAGGACGUGGCUCGCAUGUAAUUACGGAUGCACGGUUUAAAAUAAUACAGAAGAAUCGUGAAAAACUGACCGAUGCCAGAGACAAGCUUGCGGAAAUAGCAAAGCAGAGCGAUGCAAGACUCAAGUUGGACAAGAUUCGUGCGUCUCAAUAUAAAAAGAUGGAUGUGCAGCUUCCUGGAAUUUCACGCAAAACUGGUCGAAAUGGCAGACUUUCAUUAUCGACGAACAAGGUGCCGCCUUUGAUGCCGCACGUAUUACCACCAAAUAUAUCAGCUCCUACAAGGGUUGUAGGCUACAGACCACCCACUCUUUCCGAGCCUCAUUAUUUAGGAGACUUGAGUAUGGAUUACACCGAUGAUUAUCUAAUGGAUUCCCCUUCAUUGAGGAGGACUGUGAGUAACGAGUAUGCACCAACACCACCACCUCCACCCCCUGUGUUCAAUAUUCCAGCAUCUCCAUAUACUUGGGUAAAGCCUGCAAGCUCUAAUGUGACUAGAAUUCCAGCUCGAAAAUCUGAUAUAGAAAGAGAACGAGAAAGACAGAGAGAGUAUAAACUUGUUCCACGUUCUUCAAUGACUAAGACUGCUUCGCCUCCUUACAAGGAAGAUUGGAGUUUUGGAACAAAAUCAAGAACAAUUCUAGCGGAAGAACCCGCAGAUUCCAAGUACUAUGAUUCCAGAAGUCUUCGAGACGUAGGAGUUAAAUCGCGUCUUGAUUCAUCUGUGAAUAAAUCGAGAUUAAUGGGCGCUUUAUCGCGACCAAAAGCAAGUUCGUCAAGUUUAUCAACGCAGUCAACGGGCUAUCGAAUUGUAGUAUCCAACUUGCAAGCAAAUGUCACACAAGAGGAUAUCAAGGAAUUAUUUGAAGACGUUGGGGAGCUGCUGGUAUCGAGAUUAGUUCGCCCAGGCACGGCAGAAGUAAUUUAUAAAACAUUGAAGGAUGCGACUAAAGCAGUUGAAACUUACCAUAAUCGACAAUUAGAUGGCCAUCCGAUGAAAUGCCUUCUUGUUAAUCCACGACCAAAAAACAAUCCAACAGGACCAGCAGUGCGAUCUCUUACAGAAUCAAGGCGCAGCGUCAGCUCGAGUUAUGUACAACCGAGUUUAGGAGCGGUGCAUCGCGCGUUAUUUGAUGAUUCUUAAUCGCCUAUAUUACUGUAUUAAUGAUUAUACGAAUGCUUUUGAUAUAAGAAAUAUUAAGAAGGGAAAUGUCACACAUAUUUAAGACAUGAGCAAUGCAGAAUAACCUUAGAAAAAGGGAAUAGAGUGGAAACAGUAUGCAGAUUACCUGUGUGCUUACGUGUGCACGAAUCCAAUUCCCAUCUGCAAUUGUAUCGAUAAAAUAAACUUGUACCAUUCAUUAUCUUCAA
Nylanderia fulva is the source of this 1597-nucleotide messenger RNA. RefSeq lists its product as uncharacterized. Gene Ontology annotation, biological process: mRNA export from nucleus. The record is from RefSeq and is a predicted model, not a curated record. Gene Ontology annotation, molecular function: mRNA binding. NCBI's taxonomy places the organism in Eukaryota, Metazoa, Arthropoda, Insecta, Hymenoptera, Formicidae. Gene Ontology annotation, cellular component: nucleus.